This is a messenger RNA of Magnolia sinica, 1829 nucleotides long. RefSeq lists its product as uncharacterized. Gene Ontology annotation, biological process: proteolysis. Gene Ontology annotation, molecular function: dipeptidyl-peptidase activity; serine-type exopeptidase activity. The transcript is spliced from 10 exons. The record is from RefSeq and is a predicted model, not a curated record. Bases 52 to 1587 code for a protein of 511 amino acids. Lineage: Eukaryota; Viridiplantae; Streptophyta; Magnoliopsida; Magnoliales; Magnoliaceae.
UUCCUGGUAGAAAAAAGCUCGCCUCUUUCACACGCUCCCGAUUCUAACGAGAUGGAGAAAAAAACACCCUCCUUUUUGCUUUUACCCCUCCUCUUCUUCUCCUCAUCUCUAAUCGCACUCGCACAAGCAGCCCACUUCCCUUACUCUUUCAAAUCCACCCCUCGUUUCCUCGCAAAUUACGCAAAUGCAAAUCGCAAAACCCCCUACUCGAAAGUUCUUCAAUACGAGACCCACUACUUCACACAACAGCUCGAUCACUUCAGCUUCUCGAAUCUCCCCACCUUCGAACAGAGAUUCCUCAUCAACAGCGUCCAUUGGAGUGGACCCGAUCGGACGGCCCCGAUCUUCUUUUACUGCGGGAAUGAAGGAGAUAUCGAGUGGUUUGCUGAGAACACGGGUUUCGUUUGGGAGAUCGCGCCUCGAUUCGGGGCCAUGGUUAUAUUCGCCGAACAUCGUUACUAUGGGAAAUCCAUGCCCUAUGGCGGCAAGGAUGCAGCUUACAAAAAUGCUGAUUCAUUAUCUCAUCUUACAACCGAGCAAGCGAUUGCAGACUUUGGGACAUUGCUUACUGACCUGAAAAGAAAUUUGUCAGCUGAGCAUUGCCCCGUUGUGUUAUUUGGUGGCUCAUAUGGUGGAAUGUUGGCUGCAUGGAUGAGGCUGAAGUAUCCACAUAUUGCCAUUGGCGCACUCGCUUCUUCAGCACCCAUUCUACAAUUUGAAAAUAUUGUGCCAUAUGAAACAUUUUAUGACAUCGUCUCCAACGAUUUCAGACGUGAAACUGAGAGCUGCUUUCAAGCCAUAAAAGAGUCUUGGGAUGCAUUAGAAACUCAAGGUCAGAAUGAUGGAGGUCUGAUACAUCUGAGCAGAAAAUUCCACCUUUGCCAGAAUUUGAAUAAGACACAAGAACUUUCGGACUGGUUGAGCUCUGCUUAUAGUUUUUUGGCAAUGGUAGAUUAUCCAUAUCCUUCCAGCUUUAUGAUGCCUUUGCCUGCAUACCCAAUAAAAGAGGUAUGUAGUAAGAUUGACAGCUAUCCGAAUGGGACUGAUGUUCUAGAGCGUAUAUUUGCGGGAGUAAGCAUCUAUUAUAAUUAUACUGGAGAUGUCAAAUGCUUUGACCUGGGAGAUGAUCCUCAUGGUAUGAGUGGUUGGGAUUGGCAGGCUUGCACUGAGAUGGUCAUGCCAAUGUCCAGUAGCAAAGAGAACAGCAUGUUUCCAACAUAUGAGUUUGAUUAUCCUUCUUAUCAAGAGCAAUGCUUACAGAGCUAUGGUGUCAAGCCAAGGCCUCGAUGGAUAACCACUGAAUUCGGCGGUCAUGAUUUGAAGACAGUCUUGAAGAAAUUUGGCAGUAACAUCAUAUUCUCAAAUGGGUUGUUGGAUCCUUGGAGUGGUGGCAGUGUGCUGCAGAAUGUGUCUGAAAGUAUAGUUGCUCUUGUUACAAAAGAAGGUGCCCACCACAUAGAUUUGCAGGCCGCAACCAAUGAGGAUCCAGAUUGGCCUGUGGCACAAAGGAAAUCAGAAAUAGAUCUGAUUAAGGGCUGGUUAUAUGAGUAUUACAAAGAGAAGAAGGCUGCUGCUUUUGACAUGUAGAGGUGAAAUCUGAACCUGCUUUGUUUGAGCAAGAAACUGAUCGUUAUUGUUCCAUGCAGGCUUAGAUUUCCAUAGUUUCUGGUAAUAUUGCAAUUAAAGAAAAACUGGUUAUGAUGGAACUAAUAUUUCAUGUGGUGAAACCAUAUGGUCCUGACUACUGGUUUGUUGGGAUUUAGGAGCCACCUUUAAUAGACCAUCCCCCAAAAAUCUUCACUUGAUCAUUAUAUAUAAUUCCUCAGUCA